CUUAGGGGUAACUUCCAUCCAAUCUCUAACAAAAAGGUGUUUGUCAUAGCCCAGUCUAUCUGUCGCACAGAAGGCGGGACCCCACAUCUGAACCCCAAACGACUUGGGGCUUACCUAGGUACCUGUUACUCGCCUUAGGCUUUACCUAGCUAAAGCAGUUAGGUAAGGGUACCUCUUGUACCUCAUGUAUCAUAUAUUGUACCUGAAGAUUUGUGAUUUUUUUUGUCGGAAGUAAUCCUUGAAUCUCAAAGUUCACCUUUUUUACCUUUUAUCCCCCCCCCAAGCACGAAACUUUGUACAUCUCUGUUCAUCUUGCAUCUUCAUUCCACAAAUGAUUAGUACAUACACUUAAACUCAGAUGUACAUUCUGUUCUCAUUGCAGUCAAUAUAGUCGCUAUUCUAUCUGUUCGUCUUUUUUUUUGGUGAAGAUGUGUUGGGGUUAAGAGAAAGAAUCCAGCUAUUCAAAAUACAUAAAAGUCGUGUGCCCCUCCAUCUGGAGUUAUCGAUAUCCCUCGUUCAGAUACGAUACGAUACUUAGUUAGCCAGAACUUGCUACCGUCCACCAUCAUGGAGCUGGAUGACAAGGCUUACGGAGAUAAUUCCCAGUGGAAUGGGGUCGAAGAUGCUAUCGAAGACCCAGAGGAAAUCAGAGUCAUAUUCUGCGCCCUCGAUUCUUUUAGCCAAUACGCGAAGACGGCGCACCUAAACUGCACCCACCUUCGCAGGCAAGCGUUCUACGCCCUGCCUCAGGCUCACUGGCAGCUACUCGCUCAACCUCCUUUUUCAUAUUUGGAUAUAUUGAAUCGGAUAGACGAUGCCAUCGAGAGCAAUGCCGAGCUGGCUCGCAUCAUUGUCAAAUUCGGCUUACGGACCUUCGGCGUAGUUGAAGCUACCUCGGAAAAGGAGCUCACCAUGCCUGAGGAGUGGUCUGGUAUUGCCAAAUAUAACGAUCUAGAUAAAGCCAGGAGCACUAUUAGACAAUUCUACCGUGACUGGUCCGCAGAGGGUGCCGUCGAACGUGACGCAUGCUACGGCCCUGUAUACCGUGCACUAGAUGUCGAGAAGGCGAGAUAUCCUGAUCGACAACCGCUGAAAGUUUUGGUACCCGGUGCCGGGUUGGGUCGACUAGUCUUUGACCUCUGCCGGAUGGGAUACCUUACGGAAGGCAAUGAGAUUUCCUACCAUCAACUUCUGGCGUCAUCGUAUAUCCUUAAUUCCACUGAAACCGCUGGUCAACACACUAUAUUUCCAUGGAUCCACUCCUUCUCAAACCAUAGGAGUCGCGAUAACCAAUUUAAAUCUUAUAAAAUACCGGAUAUUCAUCCCCAGACAACAUUGGCAGAGACAACAGGGAUCGGUUCGAUGCAAAUGUGUGCCGCAGAUUUCCUCUGCCUCUACGGGGAUGAGAGUCAUAAAGACACCUAUGACGCCGUAGCCGCCGUGUUUUUCCUGGAUACGGCGCCAAAUCUCAUUCGCUAUCUCGAAGUAAUACGAAAUUGUUUGAAACCCGGUGGCGUACUUAUCAAUGUUGGACCUCUGUUAUGGCACUGGGAGAAUCACGUACCUGGUCAUCACGGGUAUGACGGAGACGGUGAUUACGAUGAAAACAAUUCUUUAGGCAUCGCAGAUCCCGGGAGUUUCGAGCUUACUGAUGACGAAGUCGUCGCGUUGGUGGAGCGCAUGGGUUUUAUCGUCGAGAAGCGAGAAACAGGCCUACACGCCCCUUACGUACAGGAUUCCCAGAGCAUGCUACAAACAGUAUAUAAAGCUAGCCACUGGGUCGCGCGAAAGCCAGAAGAAGGAUCUAACGUGAAAGCUCAAAUCUAGACUACCUGCAUACUAGAGCUUGUUUGGGGGGGGGGGAAUCCGAGACACAUAUUGCAUCUGGCAUCUGGCAUCUGGCAUCUGGCAUAGCAUCUAGUAUCUGGCAUAGCAUCUAGUAUCUGAGCUCGAGGUUGCGAUGAUUAUAUCAUCUAUACAUUAGGUACUUAACAUUGUAGACUUGUAUCUUAGAUGACGGCAUAUAAUGAAUGAGAACACGCG
Messenger RNA from Daldinia caldariorum, 2043 nucleotides. RefSeq names its product N2227-domain-containing protein. The coding region runs from base 568 to 1827 and encodes 419 amino acids. The record is from RefSeq and is a predicted model, not a curated record. NCBI's taxonomy places the organism in Eukaryota, Fungi, Ascomycota, Sordariomycetes, Xylariales, Hypoxylaceae. Gene Ontology annotation, molecular function: S-adenosylmethionine-dependent methyltransferase activity. The transcript has 3 exons.